CUGUGCUUCCUAGCCAUCCUCAAUAUGCAUCAAAAGAACUGGGGUAUCUUCAUCUUAAAGUCACCAAAGCGACUGUCACGGGGAAUUGAAAUCUAGUUGCGACGUUUUGGGUGAGAGGGUUAGGUAAACGAUCCCUUCGUUUCCAUUUCUUACUCUAAGAGCUUCAUAUCCUUCAUAGCCUCUUCUUAAUCCACAUUCAUUCAUGAGCAAAUAGCUCGGCAAGAUCCCCACAUCAACCCUAAAUCUUUACUCACUUGGCACUUCUUGGAGUAUCUUCGGAUGAGUUGGUUGAGGGCUCACGUCGAUCCACAUACUGUUAAGACGAACCUUAAUUCUAAGACACUGUCAUGUCUGGGCUCGCCGACAACAACAAUCUUCCACGUAACCAAGAUGUAGGGCCCGUCCUCAUGGCUGUAACUGGAAUCUUCGCCGGUCUGGUCCUCAUAACAACCUCUUGUCGAGUAUACGUUCGUAUCAUGAGCCGCGUCUUUGGCUGGGACGAUGCAAUGAUAUUAGUCACUGUCGCCUUUGCACUCGCAAGACUGGCUGUCGAAAUCAAGCAGUCACAACAUGGGAAUGGGAAGCACAGAGUUUAUCUUUCGACGUACGACUAUAUGAUGAUUAACAUGUGGGGAUGGUAUGCUCAGGUCUUCCUGUUCGCGGCAGUCGCAUGCUUGAAGGUCUCAAUCGGUUUCCUGAUCCUUCGCAUUAAAGAUACCAAGACGUUCAAGAUCUUGGUUUAUACGUUAAUGGCUGGAGUGUGCUUCACCAACUUUGGAGUUGUGAUCAUUUUGUUGGCUGAAUGCAAACCCGCUGGAUUCUGGAGGGGCAGUGCUGCGAAAUGUUGGCCAGAUAAGAUCCGCAUAUAUUCUAUUUAUGCCACAAUAGCUUUCUCGGUCACAACAGAUCUCUUUCUAUCGAUCCUUCCACUCUUCAUCGUUUGGCGAGUACGAAUACCAUUGCGAACCAAAAUUUCAGUGUGCUGCUUGAUGAGCUUAGGCCUCUUGGCCACUGGCUUUGGCAUCGCCCGAGCAGCUUCUCUCAGUAUAAUGACAACUGAUCUUAGCUGGAUGUACUGUAUUGCGGCACUUUGGUCCAACCUGGAAUUGUUCCUCGGCAUUGUUUGCGCCAAUCUUGCCAUCGCUCGAUCUACCUACAGCUAUAUCUUUGGUCGUAAAGAAACGCCGCAAAACGACUCUUACCAUAGUCCUUCAUCGCCAGUGCCGUCUUCACAUUCAAGGUUCACGAAUAGGAAGCCUUCUAGAGAUGAAUUCGAAACCAGGAAAACUGCAGAAGAAUCGAGAUUCAGAGCCCCAUCGGAGUCUAGGAGCGCCCGUAGCGAUAUUCCAUUGGUCAUACAGAAGACGGCUGAAUUUGAAAUAUCUUUUGAGGAAGAGGAGAUGAAAAUUGAUCGCCAAGGAGGCUGAAGUCAAAUUCAGCAUCAUCAAUGAUUCAAAACCAUAUGGGAAUGCCAUGACGCAUUUACCAACUCAGAGUGGUACUGGCCCGACAUCAUGAGCAAAACAUGAUUGCAAAGUCAUUGCGCGGAGGCUACCAUCCAGAUUACAACAGAGAAGUACAGAGCCUUACGAUCAUCAGCAUUUUGGGAACGCUAAGGCUGUUUGAGGGAGAAGAACCAGUCGAGUUAAUAAAAUAAGAAAAAUCUACGAUAAGGAAAGGAGACAAAUGGGCACCAGAGCUGUUGUUCUGGCUAGCGUCUGAUCGAAUCAUUUUUGCCCUGGGGAAAUAGUCUCAGGUGCAAGAGAGAAUGAAUAUAAGUUGGGUGGAUGAAGACCAGGCACAGAGACCUGAAUCGUCUGAAAACCCUGAAUCUGUAGCGAAACCAGCGCGAAUAGCGCAUAUUGCGCCGAACGCGCUG
Molecule: messenger RNA, 1879 nt
Organism: Mollisia scopiformis
Lineage: Eukaryota; Fungi; Ascomycota; Leotiomycetes; Helotiales; Mollisiaceae
Exons: 4
Coding region: 348-1427 (359 amino acids)
Source: RefSeq, a predicted model, not a curated record